Thalassophryne amazonica is the source of this 1584-nucleotide messenger RNA. It is a transcript of the gene sncgb, whose product is annotated as synuclein, gamma b (breast cancer-specific protein 1). Gene Ontology annotation, cellular component: cytoplasm; axon terminus; neuronal cell body. The record is from RefSeq and is a predicted model, not a curated record. Bases 35 to 631 code for a protein of 198 amino acids. Gene Ontology annotation, biological process: chemical synaptic transmission; synaptic vesicle endocytosis; synapse organization. Gene Ontology annotation, molecular function: cuprous ion binding. The transcript has 6 exons. Lineage: Eukaryota; Metazoa; Chordata; Actinopteri; Batrachoidiformes; Batrachoididae.
UAGAUGAGGGGCGGGGCUGCAGCACCACUUGUAAAUGCUGCAGCAUCCGGUGAGCAUUCGUCCUCUCGUUCCUUCCGUCAUAUCGCCUGUUCCCUCCGUCUCUCUGGCUCAGUGUCGCUGCACCCUGUCACCCUGUCACCCUGCUGUAGCACCAAGGAAGGAGGAGCCACUGUCGCCCACACCCACCCAGAAGCAUCAUCUCCUCACACUCACUGAGAGCACCAGCAAGGCCCGUUUGGAGCAGGGGAGCCCAGCCGUCUCAUCAACCAAGAUGGAUGUACUGAUGAAGGGGUUCUCCAUGGCCAAGGAGGGGGUGGUGGCCGCCGCGGAGAAGACCAAGGCCGGCAUGGAGGAGGCGGCAGCGAAGACCAAGGAAGGAGUGAUGUAUGUAGGCAACAAGACAAAGGAGGGAGUUGUGUCAUCAGUAAACACAGUCGCCAACAGGACUGUGGAUCAGGCUAACAUUGUUGCAGACACAGCAGUCGCCGGGGCCAACGAGGUGUCUCAGGCAACCGUGGAGGGUGUGGAAAACGUCGCUGCAUCAAGCAGAUUGAUCAACCAGGAGGAGCCUGUACACAAGGGAGAAUACGGGGGCAUGGAGCAGGGUGGUGAAGGAGGAGAGGAUUACUAAUAGUCAUCAGGACCUCUUCUCCCAUCCUCUCCAAUGGCCCCUCGCCUCGCUUUACCAGACCCCUGGCAUUCAAGAUUUUUUUUUUUUGUGACUUUAUGGAACCAAAUCAACUGAGACUUUCCAGAUGCCGCACCUUAUUGCACCCUCGUCUUCUUCGUCACUCCCAGAUGCUCCAUCGUCUCACACCCCUCACCCCCCCCUCCCCCAGCAGUCACCUGCAGCUGCCCCGUCCCUCCCUUUAAUGCUCCGAUUUUCUGCAGCUUGUAGCUUUUCGUCAACCAGGUGUCUUUCCCUUACCUCUGUGUUAGUGUCAUGCUGAUAUGAACCCCUGGUGUUGUUAUCACCUCAAUAUCCACACACAUACACGCACACACAGUUCAUAAAUGGGAGCACAUGCACACUAUAAGCAAAAGCAUGGCAACUGUAUCACUGCACCGCAGGAUGUAGAGAUACUAAGAAAACCGAAUAAGGCUGGAUAGGAGAGGGCAUGAUCACCUGUUUGUGUGUACGUUAGCUUCCUUAUGUGUGUGCAUGUGACGCAUUAAAGGCUUCUGCAGGGAAUUGUGCAAUUAUACAGUUCUGUGUGUGGUAGUUCGUUAGCUACAGUAGACUGCAUGAACAGAUGUGUAGAGUGUUGUAACUGUAGAGUAGCAACUGUCCCGUGUAGCUUUGUAUGGCUUUGUCUGCGUUUUAGCACCACGUUUCGAAACAGGGUUAUUGUCACUAGUAAGUAAGCAAUAAGUCAUGCUGUUUUUAUUUGUGGUUACGGUGUAGCAAACUUUUCUACACGGAUAUUUAUUGCUGAAUAAUCAACAAUGAACUUGUGUGAUUGAUCAGAAAUGUUUGCGACAUAAUAAUCCAACUACUGCCAUCGGAUUGUGAUUCCAAACACUCUGGUCUUGAGUAAGACGGGCGACUUUGAAAUAUCAAAACAGAUGGCACUCAGCGUAAGA